CAGAUUUUUUAUUCUAUUUUGCAACAUAACCUAUAUUUUAAUAUUAAAUAAACGUUAAUUUUAAAAAAACUAACUUUAAUAUGAAUAAAAUUUUUCCACUAUGGAAGACGUGAACGUAGACGUUGAAUAUUGUAACAAAUGUGGUUAUUUAUACAAAUACGAGGAAUUAGCAAAACAUAUUAAGGAAAAACAUCCUUCGAUUAAUUUAAAAGGUCGUGAGGGCCGUAGAGCUUCGUUCGAGGUAACAGUUAACGGCACGUUAGUGCAUUCAAAGCUCUCUACUUUAGCAUAUCCUGAUUAUGAAGAUCUUUCGAAAAUCAUAACGGAAGCUCAAGAGGGUAAACCCAUAAAGGCUCCAUGUAAACAGCAACCCAUUACUAGCUGUGUAGUGGCAUAAAUAGGUCAGUAAAUAUUGAAUACUAAUGUAUGAAAUGUAAGUGAUCAAUAUAUUUAUUAAUAAAGAUUAACUAUACAAG
Anoplophora glabripennis (Asian longhorned beetle) is the source of this 476-nucleotide messenger RNA. RefSeq names its product migration and invasion enhancer 1. Gene Ontology annotation, biological process: negative regulation of apoptotic process; positive regulation of filopodium assembly. The record is from RefSeq and is a predicted model, not a curated record. Lineage: Eukaryota; Metazoa; Arthropoda; Insecta; Coleoptera; Cerambycidae. The coding region runs from base 101 to 397 and encodes 98 amino acids. The transcript has 3 exons.